CUGGGAACCUAUAUAUGACCUUUUGGUUAACAGCUUUACUGCUUCUUCCCUUCACAAGAUGGAGUAGAGAGUCUAGAGACUAUGUGAAGAAGGAGUCUCACAUCUCCUUGUUCGCUUCAGAUGACAGAACAAGAAUGCCGCGUAGUAGGAGAAUACAUUCCUCUAGUGAUGCUGCUAAACAUAAAACUCAUGCUGAGAAGCUGGUUGAAGAAAUUACUGGGAAGGCAUCGAAAGAAUCCGCGGUUCAGCCAACCUCAGAUAGUGAUUGCAGAUACAGUAAAGAAAGGAAAGAGAACCCAACUAAGGAGAUAGUUAGAGAAUCGAUACGGGUUAAUUUGGAUGAAAAGAAGAGAACGUUGGAUGCAGCAUUAGGUAAAUUGGGAUUUGUGGAAGUUCACCCUUUGCUUAAAAAGUGCAAGUCUGAGCAAUGUUUGUGGAAGUUCACCCUUUGCUUAAAAAGUGCAAGUCCGAGCAAUGUUUGAAACCAAAAUUUGGGCCUGCUGCUACCCCUCUGACUUAUGGGAGUAGAACUCCAGGAUAUUUCUGUAGUAAGGAAAGUACUUCUGAGAAGCAGGAACAUGGUGGAAGUUCUGGAAAGCGACGCCUUAGUAGAUGGGAUCCACAGUCUGAAGAAGAAGGGGAAGGAAAUGAAGGUGAUAGGGGUGGCAAAAGGAGGAAAACUAAGUGAACUGACAAUGGUUCCCUACUUAAAAACUCGGUCCAUUCAAAUUGCCAGACUUCGUUAGAGUACCUAUUUCCAUUGCUGAUCCUCAAAGGCAGGAGCUGAGUGAAAGACUUUCAGUUAUUGACAGUAAGCUGCGGGAAGAAGAUCUCCAUGAUGAUUGGCGGAAGAAUGGUCUCCUUUUCUCCCACCACUGGAUGAUAACUUAGGGUUGGGAAUGAACUCAAAGGAUGUCAUAUUACGUGAAAAACUUAUUCAAGAAAGACAAGUUAUAAUAUCAAGGUUGGUUCAGAAGAACCUCACCUUCAGAAGUCCCACUCCUGAACCGAAGCCCGUAUCCAGGGCAUAACUUUUAUGGUCUGGAAAUACACAAAAGAAAAUGGAGAUAGAAACUGGAGCCAAGAUCACGAUUAAAGAAACAGCUUCAGGAAAUGAUAGAGAGAAAAUGGCAUUCCUUCUGGCAAUGAAGAUUUUCAUGUCUUGGUCCAGGCAGAUAACCAGAAAUCAGUCGCUGAAGCUGAUUCAGAAGUCGAGAAGCUACUCAUUCACAUUGAUGAAGGACUGAAUGAUAACAAACAUGCACUGUUACAGGAACUUUCCAAAAUAUGCAGAGUUUGUGGUGAGGAGGGGCGCAAGAGUUAUGUUUGCCCUUGUCGGAGUUCGUCUUUUGAUAGCUCAUGCAGCAGAUGUAGUAGAAGCCAUGUCUCUUUCACUUGCCCUUUCAUGGCACCAGGUCUGAGUAACAGUGGUGGGAAGAAUUCGUCUGAUAGUUCACCAUCUUACUGGUCUUAUUCUCAGUCCAGCAUCAAGUCAACUCCACCAAGUGUUGAGAGUAAAAUUCAUAAAGAAGUUGAUGAGAGAAAUCUAUUUGCGGGUCAUCUUCCCUUAACUGUGGAUAAAAAUCGGUUGAUGAAGCUACUUUCUCCUUUGGCACUCUCGCUGAAGCUAAAGUGAUCAAGGACCGACUGUGCUGCAGGGGUGGAUGUAUGUACAGCCUUCCCCUGGCUGAAGCCAGAGGUGAAUGAAAGAAAAUGUUUUUGAAGAUAGUAAAUGAUAGCCAAAAUUCGUCAAGCACAGUUACGCCUACUGUCAAGCCAAUAUUGAGUAUGCGCUGUGCGUAAAAGAAGUUGUUCUUUGAUUCUUUCUCUGCUUCAACUUAUUCCACUGGGAGAAAGAAUAUGAAAACCUAGGUAAGAUUAUUCAAGGAAAAGUUGGGUUACUAAAUUUUAUUUUCUAUCAAACUACUGGCUUAUUUUCAUGAAAAAGGGAAUGGAUUUUUCUUAAUUUAGGUUACUGUUUCUAGGUUUGUAUUAUUGAAAAUGUUAAUGUUUUAGGCGUCAACUAUGAAUCUGUGAUUAUCAAGCAAGUUAGUUGAAUCUGUGAUUAUCAGGUUAGGUGAGUUAGUUGAUGCCUUGAUGGGGAUUGGCUAUUGGGAACUGAAUGGAGGUGAUAUUUUUAAGUUGAUUUGAGGAUCUCUCUGAGAUUUCUUGAGCAGUUUUAUCUUUUUGAACAUCCAUGUGUGCAUCUGGCUAGUAAGUUAAGUUUUUUCGAUUGCCAGCAGAUGUUGUUUUUGUCUACAAAGUAAAGAUAUUCUAAUACUUUUCUCAUAUGAAAAACUGUUUUUGUCUGAGAACUUGUUGAGCAUAUGCUGAGAAACGCAGCUAAACUGCACUUCAAUUAAUAUGGCAUCAUGUAGUUAGCAACCGAUGGUUAUGGAAUUUAAGUUGUUAGGUCAAAGAGUGUACAACCUAUCUAAUAUCCUGUAGG
Molecule: messenger RNA, 2449 nt
Organism: Papaver somniferum (opium poppy)
Lineage: Eukaryota; Viridiplantae; Streptophyta; Magnoliopsida; Ranunculales; Papaveraceae
Exons: 2
Coding region: 15-482 (155 amino acids)
Source: RefSeq, a predicted model, not a curated record